CAAGCGCAGCGGCCGCGACCUCAAGUCCUCGGCCAUCCUGGAGCUCACCAUGCCGGGUUCCUUCGGCGAGGGUAACAGGGCGGUCGGUUUGAACGAGAAGCAGCAGAUGCAGGGUCUCAACGACCGUUUUGCCGGCUACAUCGAGAAGGUGCGCCAGCUGGAACUGCAGAACCGGGGGCUGGAGGCGGAGAUUGCGCAACUGAGACAGCGGCAGUUGUCGCCGUCGCGGCUGGCCGUUGCCUUCGGGCCCGAGCUUGGUGAGCUCCGCCAGCUGCUGCGGGACGUGGAGCGGCAGAAGGCUCAGCUCCAGCUGGAGAGGGAGCGGCUGGCAGAGGACCUCCACCUCCUCAAGGGCAAGUGCGAGGACGAGGCGAGGCUCAGGGAGCAACUGGAUGUAGGUGCCCAACUCCUCAGGAAGGAGGGCGAGGACGGUGAACGGCUGAAACUGCAGCUGGAGAAGAAGGAGCGGGCUCUAGCCGAAGAGAUUACCCUCCGAAAGGCCACCCACCAGAACGAUGUGGCUGAGCUCCUCUCGCAACUUCACGCGUCCCAGGUCACCUUGGAGCCCAAGGAGUUCGCCAAGGCCGACCUGACGGCGGCUCUGAGAGAGAUCCGGGCGCAGAUGGAGGGUUACACUAGCGCCAAUCUUCAGCAUACUGAGGAGUGGUUCCGCUGCCGGUUUGCGGAGCUUAGUGAAGCCGCCGAGAUCAACAACGAAGCCCUGCAGAGCCGUCGGCAGGAGAUCAGCGAAUACCGCCGGCUGCUGCAGUCCAAGAGCAUCGAGCUGGAGACUGUGCGCGGAACCAAGGAGUCCCUGGAGAAACAGCUGAGCGACAUUGAGGAGAGACACGAUGCCGAAUUGAUGCAGUACCAGGACACUAUCCAUCAGAUGGAGAACGAGCUCAAAAGCGCAAAGUGGGAAAUGUCCCAUCAUCUGAGGGAAUAUCAGGAUCUGUUGAAUGUCAAAAUGGCCUUAGACGUGGAAAUCGCCUCCUACAGGAAACUGCUUGAAGGGGAGGAAACACGUUUUGGGUCCAUUGCAGGGACCUUCACUCUUCCUUCCUACACCUACAGGCAAACCCAGUCCCUGACCCAUACCGUGUACACCCCAACCAAAGCCAAGCGCACCCCCAGCAAGGCUGCUCCUCAGUACAAAUUUGUGGAAGAGAUUAUCAGUGAAACCACAAAGGAAGUUGACAUGUCGGACCUAGAAGAUUCAGUUCUCAGAGUGAUCUCUGAGAGCUCAGGAGGAAAACCUGAUGAAGGGGAUGAAGACAAGGAUGAGAUGACCACAGUUGAAGCCUCUGAUGAAGAGGAGGCCGAAAGGAGGAGUGAGCCUAACAAAGAAAGCAUGGGAGAAGGAGGCACAGAGAGUAAAGAAGGAAGGGUGGAGGGGAAAGGGUCUGAAAAAGAGGAAGCUCCAACUAAAGAAGAAAAUAGUCCAGCCACAAUGUUGGAUGAAGAGCCUGGCUGUGGAAAGGAAAAUGAAGAGCAUGGCACUGCAGAAAGAGAAGCCACCAAAGAAGAAGCUGCAGAAAGUGAAGAGGCAAGAGAGAAAGAGAGCACCAAGAUGGAACAGUCCGGAACAAGCAAAAUCAUAGGUUUGGCUGAACAACAAAGCCAAAUAGAGAGUGAAAGCAAUGAUGAGAAGAUGUCAGUGGACAGAAAAACAGAUAAGGAAGAUGUGAUGGUAAAAACAGAGUCUGAGCAGCAAAAAAGAGCCAAAGCUGAAGAGAUGAAUGAGAGUGUGACACAAACAGUAGCCCAGCAAGCCCAGACUGAGCAUGGAGAUGCUGAAGAGGAAAGGAAUGGUAAGGAACAGGGUAAAGAGCACGGACAUCAACAGAAAGACGAGCUCAAAGGACCGAGCCAUAAAGAGGCAUGUCCUGUUGAAGCUGAAGACCAAAAGCAAGGGGAUAAACUAGAGCAGGAACUGCAGAAACCCAAACAGGAGACAAAAGGACGGGUGCAAAAGCCAGGAAAAGAAAGCGAAAUGCAAGAAGUGAAAUUUCAAAGCAAUGAAGCAGAGAAGACAGAAGACUCUGAGUGGAGAGAAACCCCCAAUGGACUGACAAAGGAAGAGAUAAUGGCAGAUGUCCCGAAGGAGCAGGAGAGCAAAGGAGGCAAGAAAGAGAAGGAAAUAUCAACACGGGAAGAGAGUGAGAAAGAUAAGGGAGGAAGUGAGGAAGGAGGAGAUAAAAGCAUUGGGAAAGCAGAAGGGAAAGUCCCAGGCAAUGCUCCUGAAAGCAAGAGCACCCAGUCAGGAGAGAGAAGCCUAGAAGCUGUCAUAAAUGGGUUGGAUAUCAAGUUGGAGAAAGAUGAAAUGGAAGGUGAAACCGACAAGAAAGUGACAAAAACCUUGACAGAGAUUAUUGAGAAAUGUGCAGAGAAAACCACUGAGAGCAACGAGGGCAAACUCUCAAUUACCAGUGCAGUGAAGAAAACAGUGAAUGAAGUAAACGGAAGAGAAGAGAAGACCAGCAGCUCGGAUUUAAAUGGUGACAGUAAAGAAAAUAAAUGAACAGAGAG
Molecule: messenger RNA, 2529 nt
Organism: Hypanus sabinus (Atlantic stingray)
Lineage: Eukaryota; Metazoa; Chordata; Chondrichthyes; Myliobatiformes; Dasyatidae
Product: neurofilament medium polypeptide-like
Exons: 3
Coding region: 50-2521 (823 amino acids)
Biological process (GO): neurofilament bundle assembly
Cellular component (GO): cytoplasm; postsynaptic intermediate filament cytoskeleton; axon
Molecular function (GO): structural constituent of cytoskeleton
Source: RefSeq, a predicted model, not a curated record